This is a messenger RNA of Strongyloides ratti, 1290 nucleotides long. Its product is annotated as Origin recognition complex subunit 5. Gene Ontology annotation, biological process: DNA replication; DNA replication initiation. Gene Ontology annotation, cellular component: nuclear origin of replication recognition complex; nucleus. Gene Ontology annotation, molecular function: DNA replication origin binding. The coding region runs from base 1 to 1290 and encodes 429 amino acids. The transcript is spliced from 4 exons. Lineage: Eukaryota; Metazoa; Nematoda; Chromadorea; Rhabditida; Strongyloididae. The record is from RefSeq and is a predicted model, not a curated record.
AUGUCAGGAGGAAUUGAAACUACUAUUUCAGCAAAUGAAAGAGAAAAUAUUACAAGUUUUCUACUUCAGACAACUAAAGGACUUAAUCAUUUACAUAUUUCUGGAGGAUUUCAACCAAAAGAAGAUGAUAUUUUAAAAUAUAUAAAAAAUUUUGACACAUUAAAUGAAAAUUCAUUUCUUGAUUAUGUAUAUAUUGUCAAAGAUAUUAAUUUAUUAAUGUUUGAUGGAUCAGUUCCAUUUCUAUUUGAGGAGAUAUUUGAUGAUAAAAACAAAGGAAAACUAAAAAGUAGUGCUAACAUAGUAGAUUUUUUUAAUUCAAAAAGAUUUAUUACCAAAUAUUAUAGUAAAAUUAUUGUUAUUUUACUAAGGAAUGCUGAAUACUUGACUGAAUUUAAUAGUUUAUUUUUAAAAAAUUUUUUUGAAAUUCCUCAAUGCACAGAAAUUUUGAUUAAAUUCAUUACAGUUUCAAAGUUACCAUGGCAUGUAAUUUCUACUAAAGUAGGUAUCAGACCAUCAACAAUGGAAAUUGUUUUAUCACCUUUAGAUAGAGCUGAAACAGAAUGGUACUUGUUAAAUUCACUUUGUAAUUUCUUUGAAGAUAAAGAAAAUUCUGCUUUCUAUUAUAAGAGAAGUGAACUAGAAAAAUAUGUUGAUGUGUUUCUACAAGCUACUUAUACAUUUUGUAGAGAUAUUAAUGCUUUACUAUUUCUAGCUAAAAAAUGUUUGGAAAAGUUAACCAACAGAAAUAUAGGAAUAUCAGGGAGUAAAGCAAAAGAGUUACAAGACAUAAAUGUAAUUAUUUUUGAUGUUUUGUCCUCUUACUACAUGGGUAAACAAAAUAAUUCAGAAAUUUCGAAAAAUAUCAAUUUACCAGUUAUAGUUAGAUAUGCAAUAGUUGCUGCUUACUGUGCUUCAUUUAAUCCUCCUUCUUCGGAUAAAAGAUUUUUUGUGAAACAACAUAUUAAACAACGAAAGACAAUGUAUGAUGUUAAAAAAGAUCCAAAAAAUUCUCUUCAUGAAUUAGGACCAAAAAGUUUUUCUGUAGAUAGAUUUAAAAUGAUUUUUUCAUUUUUAUUAUCAAAACAAGAUGUUAUUGAUCCUUUGAGUGUUGGGACAGCAGAUAUUCUUGAAAAUUUAUGUAAUCUUGGUAUGCUUGGUAGGUCUACAAAACAAACAAAUUUUGACUUUCCAAAAUAUCGUUCAAUAUUACCAAUGGAAUUCGUUGAAAAAGUUGGAGAUUCUAUUGAUAUAACAUUAAAAAAUUUUCUUUGUGAUUUUGCAUCAUUGUAA